AUGUUUCCAAGUGAUUUUGCUUGGGGAGCUGCAACCGCAGCAUAUCAAAUAGAAGGUGGCUGGCAGGCAGACGGCAAGGGUCCGAGCAUCUGGGACACGUUUUGCCACGAGGAAGGUCGAGUACAGACGGGGGACGUCGCUUGCAACAGCUAUGAAUUAUGGGAAAAAGACCUGCAGUGCAUCCGGCAACUAGGACUGACACAUUAUCGUCUGUCCCUCUCCUGGGCCCGCCUCCUUCCUGAUGGCACCACAGGAAACGUCAAUCAAAAAGGUGUCCAAUACUACAACAAGGUGAUCGAUGAUUUACUUGCGUGGGAAAUUUCACCAAUGGUCACGCUUUACCACUUCGACCUGCCUCAGGCGCUUCAGGACCGUGGAGGCUGGAAAGCGUCCUGUAUUGCCGGGCUGUUUGACAGCUAUGCUCGGUUUUGUUUCCAAACUUUCGGGGACAGAGUCAAACUUUGGCUCACAAUCAAUGAACCUUACGUAUGCGCCAAGCUUGGGCACGAGGACGGCGUUCACGCACCAGGUCUAAAGGAGCCAGGUACCGCGGCCUACGUGGUGGGCCACAACAUGCUACGUGCUCACGCUAGGGCUUGGCAUAGCUAUAACUCACUCUACAGACUGAAGCAGGGCGGCGCAGUGUCCCUCGCCCUCAACAGCGACUGGUUUGAACCUUUACGUCCUAACCACGAUGCAGAUGUCGCCGCAGUGGACCGUUCCCUCGCGUUCACCUUGGGAUGGUUUGCCUGGCCUCUGUUUGUCACUGGCGAUUACCCGCACACAAUGAGGGCAGCCAUUGGCGCUCAAAACAAGAAGCUGGGCUAUGAUGGCAACCCGAGACUGCCUACGUUCUCUAAGGACGAACCGCCCGUAUUGGGUACUGCCGACUUCUUUGCCUUGAACUAUUACACGUCCCGUAAGGUCAAACACGGAUGCGUUAGCGAGCUAGGGAUGUGCAUGAAGCGCGACCGGGAAGCGGAGGAAGUCUUGGAUCCUGAUUGGAGCAUUUGUGGUGCCCCUUGGUUAGCUGUGGUGCCGGGGGGCUUGCGGAAACUCCUCAACUACAUUAAGGACACAUUUCGCAACCCAGUGGUCUACAUCACGGAAAAUGGCUUCUGUCAGGCGGGGCCGUUGGUGAUGGAGGAUGCACAGCGGGGCCACUUUUACAAGGAAACCAUCCAGGAAGUGGAAAAAGCCAUCGGAGAAGACGGCGUCGAUGUCCGCGGAUAUUUCGUCUGGUCGCUUAUCGACAACUUUGAGUGGGCUGACGGAUUCGACCUUCGCUUUGGAUUGUUUCAUGUGGACUUUUCCCACGUUGAACGCAGGCGAACGAUAUACCGCUCUGGCUUGGAGUAUGCACGCAUCAUUUCCAAAUACAAGGAGUUGGCCUCCAAAUGA
This is a messenger RNA of Nerophis lumbriciformis (worm pipefish), 1401 nucleotides long. The record is from RefSeq and is a predicted model, not a curated record. Lineage: Eukaryota; Metazoa; Chordata; Actinopteri; Syngnathiformes; Syngnathidae.